AUGACCGUGAAGAAGGUGCUAAGUGAAACUUUGAAUGAUUUGAGUUCAGAGGAGCUUGAGGAGUUCAAGUCACUCAUGAAAUAUGAGAAAGAUUUCCCAUACAUCUCAAGAAGUCGACUGAAAGCAGCCAACAAGGCAGACAUAGUGGAGCUGCUGGUGGAGACGAACAGUGCAGAGUGUGUGGAGUUGACCAAAAGGGUUUUAAAGAAGAUGAAGAGGACUGAUCUGGAGCAGAGAUUAUCAGACAUCAGCCCAGGAACCAAAGAGAAACAGCAGCCUCCACUGAUCCAAAGAGUGGAAGCGAUGGCGUCUGUCAUUGAGCUGCUUUUGGAAACAUUGAAAGAUUUGACUGACCGGGAGCUUAAAGAGUUCAAGGAUGUCCUGCAGCGUCAGAAUCCCUUUUACAGACGUUUCUCAGAUUUCUCAUUAAGUCUGUCACAGACAGCAGACAGGCAGGUCAUGGUGUUUUCACUGGUGCUAACUGACCGCCAACAGUCUCUGGAGACGACCAGGAACGUUUUCAGGAAGAUGAACAGGAUUGAUUUGGCGCGGAAGUUGUUAGACAGCAGCUCAGGACCCAAAAAGAAACACUCUUUGGAUGAACACCUGUCUGCACUGAUCCACAAAGUGGCAACAAUGGCGGCUGUGAAAGAGCUGCUUUCAGAAACACUCAGUGAUUUGAGUUCAGUGGAGCUUCAAACAUUCAAGUGGUUGCUGCAGUUCAUGUUCUUCCAGAGGAGCCUUCCUCUUAUGUCACUGACAGAACAGCUGGAGCUAAAGGCAGAAGGUCUGGACUGA
Molecule: messenger RNA, 798 nt
Organism: Centropristis striata (black sea bass)
Lineage: Eukaryota; Metazoa; Chordata; Actinopteri; Perciformes; Serranidae
Exons: 6
Coding region: 1-798 (265 amino acids)
Biological process (GO): regulation of apoptotic process
Molecular function (GO): protein binding
Source: RefSeq, a predicted model, not a curated record